AUGGAUCGCUUAUCUCUUGAAGACAAGGGUGUAGUGGAAGUACCCGCUUGGCUGUCCGAAGUAUAUACCGAGGACAUUCUCAAGGCUGUGGAGGCCAAGAAGAAGGAUUCCUCCAAGAAGUCUAGUGAGGGUGCCUCUGGCGACUUCGCCAAGGAACCCACCUUGCCGGCUACUAAGAAGCGUCCGGCAUCUUCGACGGAGGCUCCUAAGCCCAAACAACCCUUCUUUAAGAAGAUGGGUCCGGCCGACGCUGUUACCAAGCCGUCGGUACCAAAACCGUCCGCUCCCCCAGCUGAGGGGGAGGUUCCUCCUAUCCAGACGCCCAUUCCUCCUCCUGAGCAAAAGGAGAUUCCAUCCCAGGUGGACACUGAAAUGGAUGGCUCUGCCGGAGCAGCAACUGACGAGGCAGCAGUCGAUCAGACUGCAGCGGCUGACGCCCCCGCCUUGUCCAGAGAGGACAAGGGUAAAGGCAAGGAGACUGAGGCUCCUUCUACUGAUAAUGCCUCUACUCCUCCUGCAGCUUCGCCAAUUGAGGCGAAGGAUAAAAUCCUUGCCGAUGUGUAUGCGGCCAUCCCUGAGGAAUACGUGAGGUCAAUCCCCGGGAUUGACUUGGGAUUCUUUGGGUCCAUUCAGUCUCUCGUCCUUGAUCUUUUCAUUCGCUGUGCCGAGAGUAGGAACUACCGCUUUGAUAUGUACAAAGAGAUGCUCAAGCACAAGGACCAGAUCGAGAAUCAUGAGCAAUACGCUGAGAAGACGGCCAGGUUGAUCAACUUGGACGCGGAUAAGAAGAUUGCCCUGAAGACGGAAAAGCUGAAGAAGGCCGAGGAGGACGCUGAGAAAUAUGAAAAGAAGCUGCGAGAACAUGAGGGGCGGCUUGUCGAGCUGAGAAAGGAGUACUCUUCCGUUUUAGAACGGGUGACUGACUUCUCGUCCAAGGUGAAUGUUCUGGAAGGUCAGCUCAAGGCCAUGCAGGGGAAGAUCGAGGCCGUGCGCAAGGAGGCUGCAAGCUCUUUUAAGUUGGGCGAGGAUUCCAUCUUGGAGAGUGCCCAAAAGGCGUGGGAUCAGUCUAUGGACGGAAAGGAUUUUUCCUGGUUCAAACGCCGUAUCUCCCACCAGAUAGCUGUUUCGACGGCUAGGCGCUUGGGCUUAGAUCCUCCCGAGUUUGUUAGUGACGGGGAGGAAGACGUCGAAGAAGACGAGGUGAACUCCCCUGAAGGCCAGGACGUCCAGGACGGGAGUUCCAUUGCCCCUCUUCCUUGA
Spinacia oleracea (spinach) is the source of this 1260-nucleotide messenger RNA. RefSeq lists its product as uncharacterized. The transcript has 4 exons. NCBI's taxonomy places the organism in Eukaryota, Viridiplantae, Streptophyta, Magnoliopsida, Caryophyllales, Amaranthaceae. The record is from RefSeq and is a predicted model, not a curated record. Bases 1 to 1260 code for a protein of 419 amino acids.